ACCGAAGGCCUCAGUCCCAACCACCGCCACCACCUCCCCCAAUCCCAAAAAUUCGUUGCUUUCCAGACAAGCACGCACAGGUCCAUUUCUUCCAGAAUUUCAGACUUUGAGCAGCACCAGAUCGAGUACCCCCUCCCACUCUCAGCAGCGGGCAAGGUAGCAUAGCACAGCAGCUGGUGGAAGCAUCUCAUCUCAUCUCAUCAUCGAUCGAUCCCCUUCUCCCCCUCCCUCCCUCGCCUUUCACACUCCCCAACGCCUGUAAAGCAGCAGAGCACCAAGCUGCAAGCAGAGACUGUCACAGACAGGAUAGCCACUCAUCUUCCCUCUUGCUUUGCUUCUCUCAUCUCCCUCGCCAGUCGCCACAAUUCGUCGGCCCAGAAACUCAUGCAGAUCCUCUCGGUUCUAGAGCUUGGCAGGCUCAGCAUGGCCUGACGGAGCAGAGAUUUGCUCCUCUCGUCUCUGUUCCCUGUGAUUCUUCUCCAUCUUCUUGGUCUUCCAUGGCCGCAAUGUUCAAUCCUCCUCCGGCUCCGAUGGCUCUUGGGCCGCAGCCGACGUGGAUGCCCUACGAGCCGACGAGGGAUUGCUCCCAGGGCCUGUGCAGCAUGUACUGCCCGCAGUGGUGCUACUUCAUCUUCCCGCCCCCGCCGCCGGUCUUCGACAUCGCCGGCCCCAGCGGCGACGGCGAUGACUCCUCCGGCCCCGCCUUCUCGCCCCUCGUCAUCGCCAUCAUAGGGGUGCUCGCCAGCGCCUUCCUCCUCGUCAGCUACUACACCAUCAUCUCCAAGUACUGCGGCACCUUCAGCUCCCUGCGGAACAGACUCUUUGGCCCCGGCGCCGGCCGCGGCGGGGGUGGCGGGGGCGGCGGCGACGGCCGCGGCGAUUCCAGGGGCCAGGAGGAGUGGGAGGUCGCGCCGUCGGACGGGAUGGACGAGACGCUGAUCAGCAAGAUCACCGUGUGCAAGUACAAGCGCGGCGACGGGUUCGUCGACUCCACCGACUGCUCCGUUUGCCUGGGCGAGUUCCGGGACGGCGAGAGCCUGCGGCUGCUGCCCAAGUGCAGCCACGCCUUCCACCUGCCGUGCAUCGACACCUGGCUCAAGUCGCACUCCAACUGCCCGCUCUGCCGCUGCAACAUCGCCUUCGUCUCCGUCGGCAUGGUUUCGCCGGAGCCGGAGGGCCGUGCUGCGCCUGCGCCACGGGAGGACCGGAGAGGCAGCCAAGAAUUCGCUCUGACGAUCGACGACUACUCCUCCGGGCAAGCGCGCGAAGAGCCACAGACCGUGCCGAGCAGCAACGGCGGCGACAAUCAGGAGGCUAAGGAUCGCCCGGGGAGAUCCGAGGCGGCCAAUGGCGUAGUGGUCGAGAUCAGAGAGGACGGUGCCGCCCCGCCGGCCCCGGCCAGGGCGCCGCCGUCGAUGCCGGACACGCAGCGUGAAGCCCGCAUGUCCAUUGCCGACGUGCUGCAGGCCAGCCCAGAAGACGAGCGUACGGUGGCCAGGGAGGGCGGCCUCCCGCAGGCAGGCUCCUCGAGGCGGUGCCACGGGGAGCACAGCAAGGACGGCGGCGGCCGAGCAGCGCCGGAUGCACCGACGAAGAAGCUGCCGCCGGCUGGCAGGUCGUGCUUCAGCGGCAAGGGUGGCGGAAGAGGGAAGGAUCCAGGCCCUCCAGUGUGAUUUCAUUGCGGCGAUGAUUUCUCAGGCAUUCUUCUUCCUCUGUUAACCACUAGUAGAACACUUGACCGUGAUGAUACUUUUCCGUCGUGUGCUUCCGGUGGAGAUCACGUCGCCAGCCGAACGAAAAUCUGGAGAUUUCUUCUUCAUCGUUAUGAUCUCUGCUUGCGAAUCGCCAGCAUGCUGCACAAAUCCUCUCUGUGCAACUGCAAUGGCUGCACCUGCUGACUGGUGAGAUGUCCCGCACCUGGUUGGUGAUUGUGCAACUCUGCUAGACAAAUUGUAUAGGAAAUGAUUUCUCUUCUUCUUCCAUGUUGCCUCUCCUCUCUCUCUCUCUACACGAUUGGAUUCUGCUCCAGGACAUUCUCUCUGGAUUAGUGAGUUAACUGUAUCUCAUUAGGCGAAAUGUUUUGUUUGCAAUGGGGAGCGUGGCCGCUUCACCUUUUGUCGCA
This is a messenger RNA of Triticum urartu, 2122 nucleotides long. RefSeq names its product E3 ubiquitin-protein ligase Os04g0590900-like. The record is from RefSeq and is a predicted model, not a curated record. Gene Ontology annotation, molecular function: transferase activity. NCBI's taxonomy places the organism in Eukaryota, Viridiplantae, Streptophyta, Magnoliopsida, Poales, Poaceae. Gene Ontology annotation, biological process: protein ubiquitination.